CCUAUAUACUCUCUGUACUCUCCGCUCUCUUCCACUUUGGUAUGACGAGUUCAUAUACUUGUUGGUCACUAUCAAAAUAGCUACGAAAACAAAUGCUAGAUUUUCUUGUGCUGCUUCUCACUCAUUAAUUUUGAAAAGUUUCAGAAAAAAUGUGGAGUAUUGUUUUUUUUAAUCAAAUAAAGUGUAUUUGAGUGCUGUGUUGCGUUGCGGGCACUUUGAAUAAUCCUCCAUUAAAUUUUUUUUCUCUGUCGCAAUUGAUGCGAUUGAUAGUUGCAAUAAUAGGAUUGUUUUUAUCUAAUUGUAUCAAAAUUAUUUGAUAAUUCGAACCUCUCGGUACGAAAGGAAUAAAUAUAUUUCAAAAUAUAUUUCAUAAGGACGAUAUUGAACCGAGAGUCGAGAAAUUUGAGCACAGAAUGAGCUCAAAUAACGCCAGAGCAUUGUUUGCGUGCUCCAGGUGUUUUUCAAGGCAUCCUUUCGAGGAAUUAUCACCGGGACAGCAACUCUGCAAGGAAUGCCGUGGCUCAUUUCCCGUGGUCAAGUGUACGUACUGUCGAUCGGAGUUCCAACAGGCAAUUAAGGGUAAUACGUGUACGAUAUGUAAAAAAUGUGAGCAAAACGUAAAAGCUUAUGGUAAACCAUCAGCCUGUGAGUACUGCAACACUAUUGCCGCAUUCAUUGGUAGUAAAUGUCAGCGUUGUACAAAUUCAGAAAAAAGGUAUGGCCCUCCUGUGACAUGUGAACAAUGCAAGCAAAAAUGUGCCUUUGAUCGACAGGAUGAAGAUAAAAAGGUUGAUGGUAAAUUACUGUGCUGGUUGUGCACAUUGUCCUACAAGCGUGCACUGGCAAAAACAAAGCAAUCGGAUGCUGACAGAAGAGCUCAUUUGAAAUUAGCACACGAACGAGCUUCUAAACACAAAGAGCAAAAAUUAAAAGGACACAACAAAAGGCCUCAUCGCAUCGAUGUUACAAAACUACCCCCUCAACCAGAUCCAACAGAAACAACUUGUCCGGCACCUAUGAAGGUUGCUCGAAUGGUGGGUGCUCAUGAUCCACACGAUCCGAAUAGCUCUGACCACGUUGUUGCUGUGACUCAACUCAAAGAAAAAAUUGCACAUCUCCAGAAGCAAUUGUCACAAAAGGAUAGUCAACUAUUGACCAAGGAUAGACAUAUAACGGAAUUGAAGGCGAAAAAUUUUACUGCUGAAACUGAAUUACGUAAUAAAAUGAAAGCAACGGAAAAGGAGUAUGAAGCUAAGGUCUCUGGGAUGCAGCAAAAAAUUUCAGGAUUAUUGAAGGAAGUCGCUACAUUAUCAAAAAGUAAUAAACGGGGUGACAGACUUGCCGCAACUAAAAGUGAAACUGGCACGAAUAGUGGUAGUGGAACAGACAGUCCUGUACCUUGAUGCGGGUUACUGAUUAGCUGUGACGAGACGUUGAUUAUUGAAUGUCAAUACUCGAAUUCACAUGAUCCACCAAAUACAUAUAGAAAAUGCUCUCCAUUCAAAUUAUCGAUUCCAUUAUUUUUUUCAUUACGAAUAAGCAAUACGACUGAACCUCAUACGUUUAACCAGCAAGCAUUGUUUUAUCAAUUAAAACAAAAUUAUGUUGAAUUCAUUCAAUAUCAACAAUACAAUGAUUAAAUGGAAUAAAAUAAAUGAAAUUUAAUGAUAAAUAAUGAUGAAGCUGAUGAUAAAAGUAUAAAUGAUGAUAAAAAGAAACAGUCUCAUUAAACUAUGAGGGUAAAAAUUAUUUUCUUUGAGUGUAUCACAAAAUUAGUCACUCUGAAAAUUCAGCAAUCUAUUGUUUAUGCAGCAUACAACUAUAAUUGUAAAUUCUUAUUGAUUGAAAUUUCUGAAUCGAUAUGUCAUGAGAACAAUAAUGUUCCAUUUUUGUCAAUUAAUUUUAAAAAUUUGUGCUGGUUCUUAUGAAUGUGAACGUUCAAUUAGAUUUGCAGUGAAAUUUUGUGAUCAUGUAAAUUUAUAACUUCCGACAAAUACAGAAAGUAUUUUCACAA
Molecule: messenger RNA, 2014 nt
Organism: Diachasmimorpha longicaudata
Lineage: Eukaryota; Metazoa; Arthropoda; Insecta; Hymenoptera; Braconidae
Product: protein FAM76A
Exons: 7
Coding region: 414-1403 (329 amino acids)
Cellular component (GO): nuclear speck
Source: RefSeq, a predicted model, not a curated record